Messenger RNA from Candidula unifasciata, 1908 nucleotides. Lineage: Eukaryota; Metazoa; Mollusca; Gastropoda; Stylommatophora; Geomitridae. The record is from the annotation of a GenBank genome assembly.
AUGGACUCUGUGAUGUCAUCAUACUCUGACAGUGAAGACUACGUCCGAUUUGAGUCUGUGGAGCAUGGGAAGUCUGUGCUUGCGGGGAUACAAAACUUACGGGAGAUGCAGCAGUUGUUUGAUGUGACACUAGUGGCUGGUGGCCGAGAGUUUCCGGCUCACAGAGUUGUACUUGCUUCCUGCAGUGAUUAUUUCAGAGCUAUGUUUACCGAUGGGCUGAGGGAGUGUUCUGAAUCUCGAAUUAGUCUGAUUGGGCUAACAGCAUCCGGUAUGGAACAUCUGAUUAAUUUUGCCUACAAUUCCACAAUUAAUAUCGAUGGGGAUAAUGUUUUUGAUGUUCUUUCUGGGGCCACACAUGUGCAGAUUCUUCCAGUAAUCAAAGCCUGCGAAAACUAUCUGAUACGCCAUUUGGCACUUGACAACUCUAUCAGUGCAGCCAAUGUGGCAGAGCUCUACUCGCUCAAAAAUCUUCAGCAUCAUGUCCUCAACUUUAUGUGUCGCAACUGGGCAGCUUUCUCUGUGGACGGGGAUUUUUACGAGCUCACACCGCAGUUUCUGAUCAUGCUCCUGUCGUGUGGCUACCCCGUCAAUUGUAAAGAAAUAGACAUCUUCGUGUCAGUAUUGAAGUGGUUUUCUUACUCACCAUCAGGAAGAGUCAGUCACAUGACCAGCAUUCUGCGAUGUAUAAUAUUUGACAAUAUUUCGUGGGGAGAGUUUUCCAGUGUGGCUAAUUCAAAAGAGUGGGUGGAGUUAUUGAACACUUGCCCAGUGUUGUUUGAUAGUGUACCUACACUUAGUAAACUAUCCCGAUACAAGCAGUUGGAAGAGGACACGAUUAUAAAUGUGACGAAUUACAGUCCAGCCAUAAAGAGUUCAGUGUCUGUCACUCGAAUAGAAGUAAGACAGUCCUUUAUACCAACCAUUGUAUGCAAGGUUCCUGGUCUAAUCAACAGCCGAGGGUUUCAUUCAGCGAUAAUUGUGGCUGGCGGCUUCAGUAAAGAAUCAGGAAUGACCAACAAUGUGCUAUUUUUGGAUAGUUGUACAGGAUCACUGAAACAUUUAACAAAAAUUCCACACAUAGAUCAAAUUAACUUUGGCGUGGCUGUUUACCAGAACCAGUUAUUUGUUGUCGGCGGCUGUUUCAAUGAUCACAUGCAAGAAAUUGCGCAUCCUUUUGGUUUCUGCUACUCACCUGUGUCAGAUAAGUGGAUAAGCAUUGCGCCGAUGUUACAAGAACGUUGCCGGUUCUUGCUGUGUGCAUCUGAUGACCGGAUUUACGCCAUUGGGGGUGAUCCCUGUGCCUCUGAUAUGAACGCAGAGGAUGUGGCUCCCUGUGAAGUCUACAGCCCGAAGGUAAAUAAGUGGAAGUCAGUUUCCCCUCUUCCAGGUAACAGGUCUCAGCUGGCAGGCACCAGUUUAGGCCGGUGUGUGCUAGUUUCUGGGGGUAUUCUGGAGUGCGAGGAGAAGGUUUUUCAUGAUUUCUAUCAGUACGACCCUCGCACAGAUGUUUGGGAGAAGCGAGCCAAUAUGUUGACUCCAAGAACAGAUCAUUCUAUGUUUGUUUGGGAAGAACAAGUUUAUGUCAUUGGUGGUUGGCAUCUUGAUCCAGUCACCAAGCGCCGGAUAAUGGCUACAACCAUCGACUGUUACAGCUUUGCUACUGACUCAUGGGAAGAGGUCGCUUCGCUAAAUACUGUACGCACAUACGGAACAUACACACUCAACAGAGACUCUAUCUACGCCAUCGGUGGCUGGUCAGAUGGUGACCUUGCCCAGAAAUGUUACACAAUAGAUACAUUUAACCUUCGUUUCCGGACAUGGGUUCAAGGCCAUGAGCAGAAAACAGCAUUAUGGGAACAUAGUUCCUGUUCAUUAUAUUUACCAAAAAUUGUGUCGUCAUAUAAAUAA